AUGGCUUUCAUUUUUGCUAGUUGUCUUGGUUUGCUUAGUCUGUUUUUUCAGUGCUUCUAUGUCAUUCAUAUUUAUUCUGAAUCUUAUUUACCACCUGAUUUCAAUAAUAAUCAAACUGCCUUCCUCCAAUAUCUAGCUUCCGAAAAUUUGUCUCUUCGAUUGCCAGCUCUAUAUGUUUUUGGGGACUCGUAUAUAGAUGCUGGUAAUAACAAUUUUCUUGACACAAUAGCCAAAGCCAAUUUCUUACCAUAUGGUAUUGAUUUUGGAGGAGUGCCAACCGGUCGUGCCACCAACGGGAGAACCGUUGUGGAUUUUAUUGCUCAAGUUGCUGGCCUGCCAUUUCCACCCCCAAUGCUCGGAUUGUCUGAAACCGAGAGGAAAAUCUUUGUUAGUGGUGUAAAUUAUGGCUCUGGUUCUAGCGGGAUACUGCCUCUGCCUCCUCCUGCUGUGGAAAUAUUUGGACAUAUUUUGAGCUUCGAUGAACAAAUAGAGUUGUUGAACGACACAACAAGAAGCUUGAAGGGUCAUUUUGACAGCCCUGAAAGCUUUUCUCUCUACCUGUCUAAGUCAUUGUUCUUUAUCCACAUAGGGACCAAUGACUUAGGCAUAUAUUGGGAUCUUGAACAAAAGCGAAAGUUCCGAACUGCAGAAGAUUAUGCACUCUUCUUAUCGGAGGAGUUGUCCGGUAGAUUGGAGGCAAUAUACCAACUGGGAGCAAGGAAAUUCCUGGUUAACAAUGUUUCUCCAUUAGGCUGCCAACCUUUCAAUCUGAACACAAAAAUGCACAAUACUUCCUGUGUUGAAGAUGUUAACCAGAGAAUAGCUUUCUACAAUGGACUCCUUCCCAACUUGUUGACAAAGUUGGAAACAUCCUUGAAGGGUUCCACAUUUGUGCUGUGUGAUCUAUAUAAAGUGUUUGAAGAUGUUUACACUCAACCAGCAGCAUAUGGGUUUACGAAUGUCAAUGGUUCUUGUUGCAUUGACGAAGCGAGGAAUGGAACUAGAGGAUGCGCCAGAAAUGUUGCUCCUUGCGCUGACAGAACGAGCCAUGUCUUCUUUGACCCAUUCCAUCCGACCGAGAGUUUUCAUUUCAUUUGGAUGAGGCGCUUUUUGAAGGACCACUCUGUCUGUUCUCCAUUUACCUUGUUUGAGUUAAUGCAACUUUAA
Messenger RNA from Durio zibethinus, 1167 nucleotides. The record is from RefSeq and is a predicted model, not a curated record. Lineage: Eukaryota; Viridiplantae; Streptophyta; Magnoliopsida; Malvales; Malvaceae.